Molecule: messenger RNA, 1155 nt
Organism: Pistacia vera
Lineage: Eukaryota; Viridiplantae; Streptophyta; Magnoliopsida; Sapindales; Anacardiaceae
Product: BAG family molecular chaperone regulator 2-like
Exons: 4
Coding region: 137-913 (258 amino acids)
Biological process (GO): protein stabilization
Cellular component (GO): cytoplasm
Molecular function (GO): protein-folding chaperone binding; adenyl-nucleotide exchange factor activity
Source: RefSeq, a predicted model, not a curated record
UUACACUCUCUUUGUGUCGGCAGCAAAUUAAAACACAACUAUCUUAAUGUUCAUGGCCUGAGAUAAAUUUUCCUCACUUUCCCCAGAAAAUAUUUGAACCGUGUCUUUCUGGGAAAGUUUGAGGUUAUUUUUUCAAAUGAUCGUGAUGAAGCGAAGGUCGAAUUUGUAUGGUAAAAUGCAUGAGAGCUCGACGACGACAUCGUCGUCUACAUCAAUAGAAGAAGAGAUUGACUGUGAAUUGAGGCCAGGAGGCAUGCUGGUGCAAAAGAGAAGCGAAAAAAAGGAUGUUUCGGCCCCGAAUUUGCGUCUUAGGAUUGCUUUUGGGGCGCUCCGGUACGAGAUCUCGGUGAAUUCUCUGGCGACUUUUGGAGAUUUGAAGAAGCUGUUAACGGUAGAGACAGGGUUACAGCCAGGUGAACAGAGGGUAAUUUUCCGAGGGAAAGAACGAGAAAAUGGAGAAUACUUGGACAUGUGUGCGGUGAAAGACCGAUCAAAAGUCAUACUAACGGAAGACCCGUCAAGCAUCGAGGGGAGAUUCAUUGAGCUGCGUCGAAAUGCCAAGAUUCAAAGCGCUCAUCGUGCCAUCUCAAACGUGUCCAUGGAGGUUGAUAAGCUUGCGGAUCAGGUUUCGGCCAUUGAAAAGUCGGUCUCUAAUGGAGUUAAGGUACCAGAAGUUCAAAUUACAACAUUGGCUGAGAUGCUGAUGAGGCAAGCAAUCAAGCUGGAUAGCAUUUCUGCAGAUGGAGACGCUUCUGCUCAGAAAAUAUUGCAGGGCAAGAGAGUGCAAAAGUGUGUUGAAAGCCUCGAUGUUCUGAAGAUAUCAAACGCAAGAGUAAAGCCAGUUGUUGUUACAACAAAGUGGGAAAGUUUUGAUCCUCCUCCAACCACACCUCAGUGGGAACUUUUUGAUUGAUACUCUUUCAUUUCACCCUUUAUAUAUAUCUUCUUUUGUUUUCUCCAUUAAAAUUAAUUUUCAUGUAUAAUUAAUUAGCUCGAGAUAAACAUAUGAAAGAGCUAUACAUUCUUGUUGUACUUUCACCCCCUUCUUCCCACGAACUUUGUCAAUAAGUUUUGGUUACCACAGUCGGAGUAAUUAGAUAUUUGUUUCAUUAGACAUAGUAAUAUACAUAUAUAUGGCGGCUCCAUCACAACAUU